Talaromyces amestolkiae is the source of this 981-nucleotide messenger RNA. RefSeq lists its product as uncharacterized. The transcript is spliced from 8 exons. NCBI's taxonomy places the organism in Eukaryota, Fungi, Ascomycota, Eurotiomycetes, Eurotiales, Trichocomaceae. Gene Ontology annotation, molecular function: 4-hydroxy-tetrahydrodipicolinate synthase activity. The record is from RefSeq and is a predicted model, not a curated record. Bases 1 to 981 code for a protein of 326 amino acids.
AUGCGUCUACUUCCAGCAGGCAUUUACACACCAUUGCCGUGUUUUUUCCAUGAUAAUGAAGAUCUCGAUCUUGAAUCAUACGCCAAACAUGUUAAGUAUACCGCCGAAGCAGGAACAAUCCCUGUUAUUUCAGGGUCCAUGGGAGAAGCUGUCCAUCUCAGCCACGCGGAACGAAGUCAACUAAUUAAAACCGCACGAACUGCCCUUGACGAAAUCGAAUUGACAGAGACACCCAUUGUAGCCGGCAUUGGUGCAUCGAGUACUCGCGAAUCCAUCGAGCUCGCAAAAGAGGCAGCCGAGGCAGGCGCUGAUUUCGGCAUGGUUAUACCUCCUGGCUACUACGCGGGAGCACUUCUCUCCAGUCCUGGUGCACUCAAACAAUUCUUUAUUGAUAUUGCUACGGCAUCGCCUAUACCAAUAAUGAUAUAUAACUUCCCCGCCCUUACGAACGGAAUAGAUCUCGACAGUGACUUGAUCGUGGAUGUGGUCAAGGAAGCACCUAAUAUUUGCGGUGUAAAAUUAACAUGCGCCAAUGUCGGCAAGCUUACCCGAAUCAUGGCUGUAAUCAACAGCGCCGAAUUCCAAUCUUCGUACCCUCGCAAAUAUCCCGAAAUACCAUUCCGCGCAAUUGAUGGAUUUAUUGAUUUCCUUUUACCUUCUAUUCCUGUCGGAUCAUCUGGAGCUAUCAGUGGACUGCCAAAUAUUGCACCAAAAAUCUGUGUCAAAUUAUGGGAGGUGUGUCAAGACCUUCAUGAUCCUAGCAGAUACAAAGAGGCGCAAAAGUUACAGAACCUCAUUUCACUGGCGGACGGUAUUGCUCUGAGAAUCGGAAUCUCCGGUAUGAAAAAGCUACUGAACCAACACUUCGGAUACGGCGAUAAACCACGACGACCACUUCUUCCCAUGAGCGACGAGAAGGCCAAGGAAUUUUUUGCAUCACCGUAUUUGAAGGAUUUACUUGACGCCGAAGCCACGCUGUGA